AUGGACACUGGGUCAUUCACAGGUGAAAUGGGCGGAGUUUCCCACAAAUGGCUACAUGGCGGCCGCUCACCGUCUCGUGACCCGUCGCAUGCGGACUCGAUGAUUGGCACGCUGAACACUGACUAUAGCAGUAAGCAUGGUAUCUCGACGAUUCCAAAGGGCGACUGCGGACAAUGCGGCAAACCGAUCAUCGGACAGGUUGUGAUUGCGCUGGGAAAAAUGUGGCAUCCCGAGCACUACACCUGCUGUGAAUGUGGAUCGGAACUGGGUCACAGGAAUUUCUUUGAGAGGAAUGGGCGUGCGUACUGCGAAGAGGACUACCACAACCAGUUCAGCCCGAGGUGUGCUGGAUGUAAUGGUCCGAUCAAGGAUCGUUGCGUAACGGCACUAGGAAAGAACUUCCACCUACAAUGCUUCACUUGUUCUGAAUGUGGACGGGAAUUCGGUGACGAUGGAUUCCAUGAAAAGGAUGGCCAAACAUACUGCCGUCGUGAUUUCUUCCGACUUUUCGCACCGAAAUGCAACGGUUGCCAGAAUCCAAUCACCAGUAACUUUAUCACGGCGCUGGGCACUCAUUGGCAUCCCGAAUGUUUCGUUUGUCAGGUAUGUAAGCGUUUUAAUAAAGAAGACACUUCUGUGGAAGUAAAAAGAUUUGAAGUGAACUAA
Molecule: messenger RNA, 666 nt
Organism: Cooperia oncophora
Lineage: Eukaryota; Metazoa; Nematoda; Chromadorea; Rhabditida; Trichostrongylidae
Source: the annotation of a GenBank genome assembly